AUGUCGUUAGAUGUGGAGGGAACAUUUGUCUCCCAGAAGAUAAGUAAAAUACGAUGGAUUCCUGAAGAUUAUGUCGAAACAAAACACUUUUUCACUGGUAGCUGGGAUGACGAGGAUAAUUCUGUAAAAGUUUGGGCCUUUGAAAGGUUACAUGAAGAUGAAGACGUUGAUAGUCCUCGCCAAUUAUCCGAAUAUAGUGUGCCUGGUGAUGUUACUGAGAUAAAGUUCACAGAAAAAAACAAAGUAGCAGUGUCUCUGUCGAACGGAGAAGUUAGUUUGCUUGAAAUAAGUGCCUAUGAAAGGCAAACUCCAUUACGGGAGGUUUAUAAGUGGAAACAAUUACACCAUAUUAGCUCUGAAAGAUGUUCAUGUACUGCACUAGAUACAUUUGAAGGGGAAAUUGCGACCGUUGGUGAAGAUGAGAAAGUUAACAUUUUAAGCAGUAGAAGAGGUGAUAUCACUAGAUCUAUCACUGAUGUUGACAGUUGUUCCAUUCACUCUGUUUGCUUUCUUAAACUAAGUGAGGUGAUCACUGGAAAUAUUCGUGGUCACAUGAAAAUAUGGGACAUUAGGAGUGAUAACAACAAGCCUGCAGCAUCAUUUCUAUUAGCAGGUGAUGAAUUAGCUGCUACCUGCAUAGUCCGACAUCCAACACAUCCCCACAUAAUACUUGCUGGCAGUGAAUCUGGUUCCAUUGCUGUCUGGGAUCUUCGUAUGAACCAGUUUCCCACCUCCCUCAUCAAAGCCCAUUCGUCUGGCAUAACAGAAAUGCAUUUUCAUCCAGAAAAUCCUAACAAAUUUCUAACUAGUUCUUUGUCUGGCGAUUUAUGGGAUUGGGAUAUGGAGUCGUUGACAAAAAAAUCUGCAGAUACCUAUUUACCAGUGGACGACAAGGAAUCCAUGAAUGUCAACACACUUAUAUCUGGUUUGCAUAAAGCUAUUAAUACAGUCCAUUGUGAUAAGGGGAGAAUAUUGUGUGGCGCUGAUAAUGAAGCUGUUUACCUCAUGAACAACUACAAGUAUUAA
Molecule: messenger RNA, 1026 nt
Organism: Leptosia nina
Lineage: Eukaryota; Metazoa; Arthropoda; Insecta; Lepidoptera; Pieridae
Source: the annotation of a GenBank genome assembly